Molecule: messenger RNA, 1765 nt
Organism: Dryobates pubescens (Downy woodpecker)
Lineage: Eukaryota; Metazoa; Chordata; Aves; Piciformes; Picidae
Gene: SDC3
Product: syndecan 3
Exons: 5
Coding region: 57-1331 (424 amino acids)
Biological process (GO): cell migration
Cellular component (GO): cell surface; membrane
Source: RefSeq, a predicted model, not a curated record
GCCGCUGCAGCCGCCGCCGCCCGCCCGCCGCCCGCCGCCGUCCUUGCGGCAGGAAGAUGCCCGGGGAGGUGCCGCCGCCGGCGCCCCGGGGGCUGCGGAGCCUCACGGUGCUGCUGCUGCUGCUGCUUCUGCUGAGCGCUGCCCGGGCUCAGCGCUGGCGCAAUGAGAACUAUGAGAGGCCUGUGGACCUGGAGGGCUCUGGGGACGAUGACCCCUUCGGGGAUGAGGAACUGGACGAUGUCUACUCAGGCUCUGGCUCUGGCUAUUUCGAGCAGGAGUCAGGGCUGGAGACCGCAGCCACCCUCACCACGGACACCUCCGUCACGCUGCCCACCACGGCGGCCGUGCUGCCUGUCACCUUGGUGCAGCCUGUGGCAACCCCCUUCGAGCCCUUCCCAGCUGAGGACACCACCCCCAAGCAGACAACCAGCGCCUUGUACAUCCCCAGGAUGACAGAGACCCCAGUGAUCCCCAGCUGGAGAGCAACCACCACCAGCACCGCUACCAGCGACUCGCCCGCUACCACCACGAGCUCCACCACCACCGCCGCCACCACUGCAGCCACCACCACCACCACCACCACCACUGUGGCCACCAGCACCACCAGCACCACCGUGGCCACUGCCAAGCCCACCACUGUCCGGAGGUUCCUGCCUCCCUUGGUCACCAAGGCAGCCACCACUCGGGCCACCACCCUAGAGACACCAACCACCUCCAGCCUCGAAAGCAGCACGCCCACGGAGCUGGCCACGGCAUGGCUGGUCCCCACCAGCACGGCGAAGCCCAGGUCCCUGCCAAAACCAAGCACCUCCAGGACUGCAGACCUCACAGAAAAAACCACUGCCUUGCCAUCCAGUCCCACCAUGCUGCCACCCACAGAAGCCCCCCAGGUGGAGCCAGGGGAGGUGACGACAGCUGCUGACAAGGAGCCGGAGGUGCCGGCCAGCAGCGGCCCCAGCGGGGACUUUGAGAUCCGUGAGGAAGAGGAGGAGACGACUCGCCCCGAGCUGGGGAACGAGGUGAUGGCUGUGGGGACGCCACCGGCCGCCCCCGGGCUGGGCAGGGAGGCGGAGCCGGGGCUGCUGGACAACUCCAUAGACUCCGGGAACUCCGCUGCUCAGCUGCCCCAGAAGAACAUCCUGGAGAGGAAAGAAGUGUUGAUAGCCGUGAUCGUGGGCGGCGUGGUGGGAGCCCUCUUUGCUGCCUUCCUGGUCAUGCUGCUCAUCUACCGGAUGAAGAAGAAGGAUGAGGGCAGCUACACCCUGGAGGAGCCCAAGCAAGCCAACGUCACCUACCAGAAGCCUGACAAGCAGGAGGAGUUCUACGCAUAGGAGCAGAGCCCGGCGUGCCUCGUGCUCCUCCCUCCCCGCUCCAAACCUCCCCUCCUCCUCCUCCUCUCCUUCAUCCACUCUCUCUCUUUCUCUCUCUCUCCCUCUGUCUCCCUCUCUCUCUUUUUUCUUGGAUCAGACUGUGAAUUUAAAAAGCAAAACUGGCAACAGCUAACAGAGCAAGGACAUCUUCGAGCGUGAUGGAGACUCAGAGCUCGGGCCGAGCGCCUCUGGCCUCGCUGCAGAGGGAGGGACAGGGGCAAGGAGCCGGCACCGAGGACCCUGUGCCUGGGGACCGCGGGACAGGGCGCUGGAGCUGGAGCUGGCUGGGCUUUUCCCACCACCACAAUGGACUCUGGGAUCUGGACACCUUCUACCAGCCCUGGGGAGCAGGGGGGUUGGUUUGGAUUUAUCUUCCUCUUCUUUUUUUCUUUUGU